ACGGGAACUUAACGCUGGCUGUGGGGCCUGGAGCUGCGAACAACCUCCUGGGCGUGAUGGGAAUCUCUAAGGAGUCGAAAUCAAGGAGGUAUGGCUGCAUCCUUGACUACCUCCAGAAGACACGUUACUGACGAUGGAAGCUGCCUGUACUGUGGUGACAGUGUGAGAUGUUUUAACUGUGACCCAGGGGCUUCAUAUUGACAUCAAACAGGCCCAGUGAUUGACACUGACACUGAACUUCUGUCACUCUCUGAUAGAGAGACUCUUCUGAACUAACACUUGCUGGAAUCGUGUUGCUUCAGGGACAAGAGUCACCCUCCCAUACUGCGACCCAUCGCAAUGAACUGACUCUACUACAGGGCCAAGCUGCUGCAGAUACACAGUGGACAGCACUGCCUCAGCCACUCCACUCCUCUUCUGUGAAAACAGACCCCUCUCAGAUGGAGAGGUUUCUAUACAGUUUGCCUCAUUAAUUGCCCAAAAAGGUGAUGUCUGCAUAGACCAAGUUUCAAGGAAGCCAAUACCCAAGUGUGGCUGCUUGCUGGUGCCUCUCAUUCCAUCCAGCAGUUAGUCUGCUAAGCCUAAUGCAGACCACAACCAUUCCUCUUCAGUCAAGGACUCUGCAGUCAGAGGAAGCAAAGUCAAAUCACACUGUGAGCAGUGGAAGCCCUUGCUGGUACAAUUGAAGGAGGCAGAAUGAAUGUAUGUUCUUAGGGAAUAAUUUUUAUAAAGGUAACUGGAAGCCUUAUGUUCAGUUCAGCACAUCAGUUUCCUAAAUUACACAAUAUAUUUUCAGAAUAGCCUAAAAAGCUUGAAAGAAACCAGUGUAGAAGCUUAGAGCCCUAUUUCUCCUACCUAGCUCUAACUCAUCCUGGCAAAAUGGGCUCUGCACCACAGCAUUGAAACAUAACCUUGGGGACCCAUCACUGAGAAGAAACAAGAGCACUGUGUAGCUCACAGCCUCCUCUCCAUGUGAGCCAUUAGAAAGGAAAUCAGAACAUGAGUUUUUACAGGUUUGCAAAGUGUCCAGUGCCUUGCUUUCUCUUAGGUCUCCAUACUUCAGGAACAAGGAAAGCAGACUACAAGGGCUGGGGAGCCUUGCAGAAGGAGAGAGGCCACAGUAACUUCUACAGCUUCUUUCCUACAACUCUCAGAGGUAGUUGGCUGAUUACAAAAGGUGAAAAGUGAGAGACAGCAUGGCAGAACAGAUUUGUAAAAUGCACUCAAUAAUAAUGAACAAUAAUCAAAUAGCGGCUGCUGCUAAGGGAGGGCAGGGUCCUCCUGUGAAUUCCUGGACUUCCUCCUAAAGAAGCCACCAGACGGCAGUGUAAUUGUUAGGCAGUGUAAUUGUUAGGCAGUGGCUGCUGCUAGGCUUGUGGUUUUUCAGUCUAUGACAUGACUCAUGAGGAAGACUUCAGUCUGUGGCAUGACUUCCCUGUGCCAUGAGAAGUUAUGUGGACUGUUGGCACACACUCCAGUGGUGGUGGAACAAUGGGUCAUGGCCAGGAAAAUCCGUUGCCACUCAUGAGCCAGACCCACUUCUGGGGAGCAGUGAAAUGAGCCCACUGAAGGUGGUGGAAUUGUCCAGCCAGCCAUGCAAUCACAGCACAUAUUAUUCCCAGACCUUGGCUACCACCUGUGCUUGGGGCAUGGGGAGCUUCACCUCCAAGAACUUGUACCCACAAGCAACAUCCCCUGAGAGCUACAUGCUGGAGCUCUACCUGACCUCUACCUAAUACUAGAUUUUGGGCACAAGCCUUGUUUGGUAUAAUCCUGGGAUUCUGCUGUAAAUGCUUGCCCUGGCAAUAUAUGCAUCACCACCCACAGGUCUUGGACCACCACACUGGGCUCUCUCCCCCAUUCCAGCAGCCAGUAGGAUCUGGGCUCUCAUUGCUCUGGGUCACAGAGAUUAUUCUGGGACUCAGGCGGGAAUAAUGCAUUCACUAGUGAUGUUAAGACUCCUGUGACCUGCAUCCUAAACCACUUCUGGUAGGAGGCUCCAUCAGCAGCUGCCUGUUGGGAAAGGAAGAAAUCCUCACAGAAGUGAUGGGGAGUAGGUGAUUUCAGAUAGAGCUCCAAGUGGAGAAGAUUGCUGGGAUGUGCUCUGUAGCCUCCCCUCAGCAGCAGGACUGUCACCCUAUUAGCCAAAGCCAGAUUGUUGAGCUGUCCUCCAGGUCCCUCAUACCUUCUCUAGCAAUGCUACUCACCCCUCUAAAAAAGCAGCCCAAUAUCUUACAAGACUGUGCAUCUCCCCCAGCACAGCCUGGGAAACCCCCCAGGGGGAGGGCCCUAUGCAGGAUGCACAGCAGAAUUUGGAUGGCUCACAGAAUUCAUUUUGCUGCAUCUACUUCUAGUAAGUGCCACAGGCCACUGCAGUGGAAUUGCUGCUCGUGGAGGACCAAACUAGACUCCACCUGAAAAGGUGCUGAGGUGUUUGCUGUGCUACACUGGACUGGUGGAUGGAUUUGCUCUUAAGUAAAGCUGUGCAAAAACUGGAAAGUGCUGCAUCAGAGCUUUUGAAUUUGGACCACUUCCAGUCCUGACAUUCAGAAACUCAUCCCUAUGGGUGGCAAAGACAAAGAGGCUGGAUGCAAAGGAGGAAGCAUGGUAAAGGCAGCACCUUUCCAGGAUUCAUGGGCUCUUUGAGAGAUGAUCAGAGGGAGGCCAGAUGACCUGCACAACACACACACCACUGUUUCUCGUCUGCAAAGGCGGCAUCGGAGCGUUCUCCCCAGCCCCGCGCCACCCGGCUUGCCCGAUCGUUUCCGGAUGUUUCGCAGCUGUGAGUGGGAAGUCCUGGAGCGAUCCCUCAAUAUCCUCCAGGCCAGUGACUUCUACUGGGGCCCCUUGUCUGUGGGGGAGGCUCAUGCCAAGCUCCAGCAGGAACCUGUAGGCACCUACUUGGUGCGGGACAGCUCGCAGGGGAACUGCUUGUUCAGCCUGAGCGUGCGGAUGCCCGCGGGGCCCGUCAGCCUUCGAAUCUCUUUCCAGGAGGGCUAUUUCCGCCUCAAGAACUGGUUUUCAGACUGUGUGGUCCGGCUGCUGGAGCUGGUGGUGGCAGGGACCCGGAACAACCCCUUGCACUUUGAUGAGAUGGGGGGAACUCCCCUGAUCUUCUCUGAGCCCUUGUGCCGGAGCCGCCGGGCAGUGCCCACGCUGCGGGAAUUGUGCUGCCGGAGCCUCCCUGCUGGUGCCACGACGGAGGACAGAGCAGGGCUGGGGGGCUCCUUGGGAAUGUGUCUGAGGGAAGAGGUGUUCUCACCCCUGGAUGGAAGGGGAGGGUCAGAGGGGAGUGUUGGCCCCAGCCCCUCUCUGUCUUGGGCUAGGAGAUGAUGCCAUGCAUAUGGGAGAUGAAAGGAGAUGCCUCUUUUAUGGCUGUGCUGGUGGGAUUUGUGCCACACCAGUGAUGCUGAACUGGCUGCUGGGAGAGGAAGAGGGAGGGCAGAGGGAACGGAGCUUGAACCCAGUGGCUGUCACAGAUGUGUCCUCAUACAUACACAGUGAGUGUGACUUUCCCAGACAUGCCUGGGGUAAAGCCAGACCUAAAAAGCAGGCAUUGCCACUGCUGCCAAGUCUUGCUCUUUCUCCAUUUAUAACUUAAAAGCUUCAGAAAAAGGUGAGUUGCCUGUCCUCCCAGGUCAGCCCUGUGUUCUCUUGUAUCCCAAAGUGCUUGAGCUCAUUUCUGCCUCAAGUCUGCCCUGGUGGAGUGCAGCUGAGUCCAGUCCCACAGCAGUGCAGCUUGGACAUCGAUGGGCACGACCCUUGUGCUGACCCACGAAGCUGUGGUGGAGCAAGAGCACGUUUCACUCCUUGCAGCACGAAUGUGAUGCCUGUUACUUCAGAGGCCGGUGUUUGCACCAAGUGAAAACAUUGCAGCCAUGUACAAUACAUGCAGCUUCACUGGCUUUUGCAUUGCUUUAUUUGAUUGGAUUUUUGAGAGUGAAGAUGGGGUUAUGUGUACUUAAGGGCAUGGCAUUCCUGCAGAGAUAACCCUGGUCUGGAGAGUUGUAUCUGCCCUGGGAGGGUGUGAAGAGAUGGGAUCCUGCACCCUUUCUUAAGCUCAUAUGAUAGUGUGCUGCUGCCAUCUGUCGAGCAUCAGAAGAUGUUUUGGUUUUGCCUCUGAAAGGCAAGGAAUUUUUUAUAUAAAACUUCUAAAACUUUAAUAAAAUUUUUAUAUUGAUUU
This is a messenger RNA of Vidua chalybeata, 4183 nucleotides long. RefSeq names its product suppressor of cytokine signaling 1-like. Gene Ontology annotation, cellular component: phosphatidylinositol 3-kinase complex. The transcript is spliced from 3 exons. Gene Ontology annotation, molecular function: 1-phosphatidylinositol-3-kinase regulator activity. The coding region runs from base 2650 to 3333 and encodes 227 amino acids. Gene Ontology annotation, biological process: phosphatidylinositol phosphate biosynthetic process. Lineage: Eukaryota; Metazoa; Chordata; Aves; Passeriformes; Viduidae. The record is from RefSeq and is a predicted model, not a curated record.